This is a messenger RNA of Poeciliopsis prolifica (blackstripe livebearer), 2561 nucleotides long. It is a transcript of the gene gata6, whose product is annotated as GATA binding protein 6. Gene Ontology annotation, molecular function: DNA-binding transcription factor activity, RNA polymerase II-specific; zinc ion binding; RNA polymerase II cis-regulatory region sequence-specific DNA binding. Bases 160 to 1635 code for a protein of 491 amino acids. The record is from RefSeq and is a predicted model, not a curated record. Gene Ontology annotation, biological process: negative regulation of transcription by RNA polymerase II; positive regulation of transcription by RNA polymerase II; cell fate commitment. NCBI's taxonomy places the organism in Eukaryota, Metazoa, Chordata, Actinopteri, Cyprinodontiformes, Poeciliidae. The transcript is spliced from 7 exons. Gene Ontology annotation, cellular component: nucleus.
GACGCUUCCCAUUACUCCCAGGAGAAGAAGCGGCAGCGGCAACAGCUACAGCGCAGAAUUGAGAAACUUCAGCGACUUUAUGGCAAACAAGUAGAAGGGUGCACUGCCCUCUGAUUGGUGUUUUAUUUUUAGUACUUUGUGUAUGGAAAGUGCUCCUGGAUGGACCUGGGUGAAAACAGCUGGUCCAUGGUCAAGCGAGAAGUUUCCAGCAGCCCAGGCUCGCCGGCCGAGCAGAGCUACCUGCCCGGUGACAGCAGCAGGAGGGACGGGCCCACGCCUCCGAGCGAGCUCGACGCGCUGGGCCACCGCCGCCCGGACGGCAGGUCGCUGCAUCCCUACCUUCACUUCGGACAUCACGGCAACGCUGCGACCGCCGGCGAGGACAUCCCGCUGUUUACGGACUUGGAUCAGGGGGGCAAGCUCGUUCUCUCCGCCGGAGCGCACAAGGCAAGCCUGCUGGUGGAUCCCGCCGACAUGUACCAAACUUUGGCAAUCGCGGCAGCCCAGAGCCAGACUGGAUAUGAUUCCUCCUCCGCUGGUUACAUGCACUCCAGCCCCAACUCCCCGGUCUACGUGCCCAGCUCCCGGGUGAACCCGAUGAUUUCCAGUCUUUCCUACCUGCAGGCCGGUGGUUCCGCGCAGGCCGGCCACGCAGUCUCCAGCCACUCGGUGUGGUCGCAGUCCACCCCGGAGAGCCCGUCGUCGUACAGCGCAGGGAGCCCGCACACCUCCAGCCGGUACCACUAUCCUCCGAGUCCGCCCAUGAACAACGGGACACCCAGGGACAGCAGCUACACAAACACGCUAAAUGUGAGCAGCAGGGACCAAUACGGCCUCUCCCGACCCUUAGGCGGGACCUACGCGAACCCAUACUCCCCUUAUGUGGCACCUCAGCUGCCCUCACCUUGGACCGGGGGACCUUUUGAUAACACCAUGCUGCACACUUUGCAAAGCAGGGGUGCGCCCUUGAUUAGAGGUCCAAACGGAGUUUCAGACAUCCUGGACGACAUGGCGGAGAGCAAGGAGUGCGUGAACUGCGGCUCCAUCUCCACGCCGCUGUGGAGGCGCGACGGCACGGGCCACUUUCUCUGCAACGCCUGCGGCCUCUACAGCAAAAUGAAUGGCCUGAGCCGACCAUUAAUUAAACCGCAGAAGAGAACGUCAACCUCCAGAAGAAUCGGCCUCUCCUGCGCAAACUGUCAGACCAGCACAACGACCUUGUGGCGCAGGAACGCAGAAGGAGAACCUGUGUGCAAUGCAUGCGGACUCUACACUAAGCUUCAUGGCGUACCUCGACCGCUGGCCAUGAAGAAAGAGGGAAUCCAGACACGAAAAAGAAAACCCAAAACUUUGAGUAAAACCAAAGGAUCCUCGGGCACCAACAACUCUGUCUCCAUGACUCCCACAUCCACCUCCUCAUCCAAUUCUGAAGACUGCUCCAAAACCAGCUCUCCCUCUGCACAAGUGUCAGGGGUCAGCUCGUCCGUGCUGCCGGGCUCUGGGGAGGGAGCCGGCUCGGGCUCUGCGGUGAAAUACCCCGGACAGGACAGCCUGUACACCAGCGUGGGCCUGACCCAGUCGUCAGAUGUAGCUUCAGUGAGGGGGGAACCCUGGUGCCCCAUAGCUUUAGCCUAAACACUCAAAAGUUUUGUGUGUGUGGACAGAAAUCCCUGACCUCUCCUGUUCUUUCUGGACGCUGCGGCAUGGAUAUAUCUGGAGGACGAUGUUUGCUCCCUACCACCACCCCCGGCCCCAGCAAGAAGAGUCUGACAUGAGGGAAAAACGAUGGCGAGACGAGCGUCAGUCACGGCUUAACCUUGAUCUGUGUGUGGAAUAUCCGGGAUUGGUGGUGCUGGCGUCUUACAGUCAGUGGAGACGUCAGGUCAGACAAUCAGUCAGGCGGCCUGCACAGGAUGGUUUUAAGCCUGUUGUUCACUCUGAUCUCUCCCGUCAGUGGUUCUUCAAAGAAAGCCAUCGUGUACAUAAUGGAUUUCCUCUCUACAGAAAACACUGCUGAUUGGACACGAGUGCUUGAUGAGGCACUGAGGACAUUUAGAUUGUUCUUCUUUUUUCUCCCCACAACUGGAAUAAUGCCAUAAGUGCUGAGAUGACUUUGAUGAAUCAAAAUCAAAAUAUAUAUAUAAAUAUAUAUAUUUAUAAAUCUCCAAUUGUAGAGAACGUGGCUAUGAUUGUUAAUAAAGAUAUCAAUAUAGAGCAGAUGUCAAACCAUUCUGAUGUCUUUUGUAUUUUUUUAAGUGUUUGUUGGAUCUGCACAUAUUUUCCAUUGAAAGCUCUUAUUGCUUAUGUUGAAAGUAGUUUGGUUAAAACAGGGUAUAAAUGCCAGUGUUUUUUUUUGUGUUGUUUUGUUUGUUCUUUAAUCAUUUACUUCAAAACAUACAAAUUAUUGAUUCCUUAUUUUUUAUGUAUCAAAAUGUUGUCAGCUACAAAGAGGAGUAAGGUACUGUUCUUAAAAGAUGUUUGCAUGCAAUUGGAUGUUGUGUUUGAACAAAGCUCAGCCGGUAUAACUAAAUGGCUGCAUAAAAUUUACACAUUUUACAAUU